This is a messenger RNA of Drosophila busckii, 2000 nucleotides long. RefSeq names its product U4/U6.U5 small nuclear ribonucleoprotein 27 kDa protein (gene ytr). Gene Ontology annotation, biological process: RNA splicing. Bases 247 to 780 code for a protein of 177 amino acids. The transcript has 3 exons. Gene Ontology annotation, cellular component: precatalytic spliceosome. Lineage: Eukaryota; Metazoa; Arthropoda; Insecta; Diptera; Drosophilidae. The record is from RefSeq and is a predicted model, not a curated record.
UUAUCCGGCUACCACCAGUUAUCGCUUACCUGGUAUCGUUCGGAUGCCAUCACUAUUCAGUUUACAGUUUGCUCGGUCGUCGGUAAGGGGGGACGUGCUCCGUUAUUUUACGUUUAGUUUUAAGUUUUGUUAAAUGCCGGUGUCGCCCAAGUAAAGCUAGACACAGCAAUAGGCAACGGCACAACAAAUAGUUAAACGUUUAACUUACACACACACACACCAAAAAACUACACAACAGAAGGCAACAUGGGUCGGAGCCGCAGUCCCGCGUCACCCGCGCACAGAAGAAGGGAAAAGGAGCGAACAGAACGAAAAAAGAGGCGGGAGAGACGUUCCAGAGAAAGAGAAGCCGGCAUCGGGAGUAGCACCAGCAGCGGCAUUCGACGUGAUCGUGAAAGGGAGCGUGAGCGUGAGAGAAGCCGCAGCCGUGACCGAGGAGAGCGCACGCGCGGCAGGCGUUCGAGCAGAUCACGUUCACGUGGCGGCGGUAGCAGCAGCUCCGGUCCAGGGCCAUCCACAUCAAGACGUGCCACACGUAACAAUGCAGCAGCCGCUGCAGCUGUUGAGCGACCACACAUAAAUGAGGCUGACCUAGAGGGUAAAUCGCCGGAAGAGGUUGAAAUGCUCAAGACAAUGGGCUUUUGCACAUUCGACACCACCAAGAACAAGAAAGUCGAGGGUAACGAUGUUGGUGAAGUGCAUGUUAUACUCAAGCGUAAAUAUCGCCAGUAUAUGAAUCGCAAGGGUGGCUUCAACCGGCCGCUUGACUUUGUUGCAUAGCCGGCAACUAUUUUUUUUUACUGCUACGUUUUUUUACGUUCUUUGCAUUUGAGCAAAGCAACAGACCUGCAAUUUUAUGCAAUAGACCGGUUUACAAAAUUUUUACAAAUUUGCUUAACAAAAUUUCCAUCACAUCCAACCAUACAAGAAUACCUCAGAUAACAUAAUAGCUAUUUAGUAGUUUAAGUUUUUUGCGCUGUUUUAAAAUUAGCUUUUGUCAAACAUGCCAAAGCAAAAGUUAAUUUUACAACAAUGCUCAAUGUUUUUCCCCCCAAAACAAAACACAUCGAAUGUUACUGAAAGCAUCACUUUCAAAUACUUAUUUAAAAUUCUUAAAACAAACUUUUGUUGGUAUGGCAAGUGCUGUACCAAGCUUUGAUUUAGCUUUCAGUUGCAUUUGCAAAAUGCUAAAUGCACAUGAAUAAUGUUUUUUAAAUAUUUAAAGUAAUUAAUAUUGUUUUUGUUGUCAGAAAAAGAAAAAUGAAAAUCACUUACACACACACACACACAAACAGAUCAAUGCAGAUGCAAAUUUGCAUGCGAAUUAACUGAAAAUUUUGAAAAUUUGAUCACACACAUACUCACACACACAAUUACUUAAAGUAUUUGAAAACAUAUACACAUCCACAUAUAUACCACACCCCAAUUGUCCUUGUCCCCACAAUAACUUCCUCCAUACGCUGCAAUAGUACAAUUUUAACAACCAAAAAAUAUAUAUCAAAUAUAUAUUUUAUAUAUAGAAAAUUUAUUUAUACACACACACUUACACCAAGUACCUACAAACCCCAUAUAAAAACACCCUACCAUAAACCGAAACCGUUACAAUAGCCAUAGCCAUUUGUUUCAAAUGUUAUUUGUUUAACAAUCAAAAUGUAAUUUUUACAAACAAGCAAACAGUUAAUUCAUUAAUCACAAGUGCCAAGUGAAAUCGCAACAAAAAGCAGGCAAAUUAAACAUGCCAAUGUUUAAUAUUAUACAGAUGUACUUUAAUAUAAACUUUUAUACUUUUUAUACUGAUAUAAGCAUGUUAAAUAAGCAAUAGUCUUUGAUUUGGCCAUCUAUAACAAGUGCAAAACAAACGAAUUCGGCAAACUCACACAUACUCCACACUUACUUCUUUGUAGUUUUAAAUACAAACAAAAUUGCAGGGAUUUUUCUAUAUCUUAAUAACACCAAUACUAUAAUUAACGAUCGACUUACCAAUAAAAAUGUAAAAAAUU